This is a messenger RNA of Striga hermonthica, 420 nucleotides long. The record is from the annotation of a GenBank genome assembly. Lineage: Eukaryota; Viridiplantae; Streptophyta; Magnoliopsida; Lamiales; Orobanchaceae.
AUGGGCAAUUGCGUAGUUAAGAAAAAGGAUGAGGGGGAUGAUUCUGAUCACAACGUUGAGUUCGCCGGUGGAAAGGUCCACCUCAUCACAACAAAAGAAAGUUGGGAACAGAAACUGGCAGAAGCACAAAAAGAUGGAAAGAUUGUGGUUGCCAAUUUUAGUGCUACAUGGUGCGGCCCUUGUCGCAUGAUUGCGCCUUUCUAUGUCGAGCUCUCUGAGAAGCACCCUUCCCUAAUGUUUUUGACAGUUGAUGUCGAUGAACUCACUGAAUUUAGUACGUCGUGGGAUAUCAAAGCAACCCCAACCUUCUUCUUCCUCAAAAACGGGCAGCAACUUGACAAACUCGUGGGUGCCAACAAGCCAGAACUGCAGAAGAAGAUGAUUGCCAUUCUGGAUUCAGCAAACACAUGCCCGACUUAG